CUACAGCUCAGAAAGCGGAAGGAAAAUAAACCGAACGACGUAGGCAACUACAUGGCUUCCCAUUCAGGCAAAUUAGUGGUGGCGUUUGUCGUCAUCGCCAUACUGACACUCCAUGUAGCAGGAAAAGUGUUCAGUGUCAGCAAUUCUCAAAUCGGCAAUAAACGCACCAUUAGUGACAUCCAAUUUGAUGGAACGAUGGGUAAGAUUCAAGACUGCAUUGACAACUUGAAAGAGCCUGGGGAUGAAUGUGUCAUUCAGCCCGGUAACUACCACGAACAGGUGACCAUUACUAACAAGUUCGGAAGCGAAGAGUCUCCGAUCGUUAUCCGAGGUGAUCCGAACGCUUUGACGAAGCUAGACGGUACCGUGCCUCUACGGCCCGAGAAAUGGGAGAAAAUGGACAACGGGGCUUAUAAGGCUGUCAUACAUCAUGACAUAACCCAGCUUUUUAUAGACGACGAAAUGAUGACCAAUGCACGCUGGCCGAAUUCUUUGUGGUCUGACAAAACAAUAUUUAACAGCAAGUUCUGGGCUAAGUCCGCUAGGAGUUCUACGCGCGGGCUCAUGAUAGAUGGAGGCCAGCAUAAACUGGCCGACAGCGGGUUCAAUGUAACUGGGGCGAUGGCUGUACUGAAUGUUGGGAGUUUUUGUACUUUUACUAGAAAAGUACUAAGCCACGGAAAAGCAAAAGACAGGUUCACCUAUAAAGAUGACUUUGGAGCCAAUUUGAACUUUAAACCGAAGAACAACCAAUAUUUCUUGGAAAGUAAAUUAGAAUUCCUUGACAAUCCGGGUGAGUGGUUCUACGAGAAGAAAAAUGGCGUUGGAACCUUAUAUGUCAUGACCAUGGACGGAAAAUCUCCCGAGGACAGAAACAUUAGAGGAAAGGUUCAAGAAGUCGCCUUUCAAAUUACAAGCUCUGCGUACGUCAUCUUCAAAGAUCUGACAUUUUUCGCGACGACAUUACAAGCGCGGUCCUCCAACAAACUGGAAUUUCGCUCGAUUAACUUCAGUUACCCCACGUACAAUCGGCGCAUGCUCGGAGACACGACGCCGCCUCAAUGGACGAAGAUAAUGUCCGGACAAGGCUCGAUGAAGUUCAUUAACAACACUAUGUACGGAACAGAUGGCAUUGCAUUGGAGUAUCAGGGUGCCAAUGAUCUGGUGGAGAAUAAUUUUUUUGAGUACAACGAUUGGAGUGGCGCAAAUAUGAACGUUGCUGGGGGAGGGGCAGGAACGGUGCUUUCCCAAAGUAUCGGUGACACGUUUAUCAGGAACACUCUGCGUAACAACGGCGCCAGCGUCGGAUUCCGUUCGGGAUAUAAAUCACAUGCUAAACUCAACGACAUCAGCCGAACCUGUUAUGGUAUGAUCCAACACGACGGCAGUGGAAUACAAGUUCAGGUGAAACGUCAAACAGAGGUGCUGUUGGAGCAAAACUGGAUUUACGACAGUCCCAAAUAUGGACUUCGCUUCGACGGGGCUCCUCCUAACAUCGGGAGACACGGCACCAUGAGGAGGAAUGUUAUUAGGAAGACCAACGGGAUGAUGGUGAAAGGAGAUAACCACACUGUGGAUCAUAACUUGAUCUUCCACAAAUUCACGAAGGGAGGCGACCACGAUGGACAAGGAAGUAAAUGCAACCUUUGCGUGCUUUGGUAUGUCAGAAAAAAUCCAGUGUCAAUCAAUCAUAAUACCCUUGUCGAGUACAACGCGGCAGACAUCGCCAAUGGCGGCGUACACAACAAGAAAUUAUACCCCUUGAGCGGUGAACUAAAAGACAACAUCAUUGGUGACGUGCGAACGGAACUAAUGGACCCAGACAACAUGGACUUCCGACCUCAACCAGAAUCCGCCUACAUCCAAAACAACGUGGGUCCCUACAGCUUUGAGGAGACGAAGACAAAGUACUGGAUCCCUGGAAGGCAGCUGUACAAAGCCAGCAAUCCAGUCCCUCCAAAUGGCUCCAUUACCGUAAAAGCGGACAAACGCGACGUGUUGAUGUGGUUGAAUGGGUUUGAGGCGGCCACCCAUUUUGUUUACCUUGGAACUUCGGCUGAUGCCUUAAAGCGACAGGGCGUGGCAAGAAAUGGAGACAACGUCCUGAAAAUUCGGCAAAAGCUGAAAAGUGGCACGAAAUACUACUGGCGGGUAGAUGCUAGGGUGAACACAAAGGUUAAUUAUGAGGGCGACUUGUGGUCCUUUGAAACGAUAUAAUAAAUAGAGGAAGAGAAGGCAGUAAGCAAUGAUGCCUUGAGCAACAAGAAAAAUAAA
Molecule: messenger RNA, 2274 nt
Organism: Pocillopora verrucosa
Lineage: Eukaryota; Metazoa; Cnidaria; Anthozoa; Scleractinia; Pocilloporidae
Source: RefSeq, a predicted model, not a curated record